AUGGAUAGGUCGUGGCUAGCUGCUGAUAGGAGAUCUUCUGAAUAUAAGUUUGGUGUUGAAGAUUUUCUUGAAUUUGCUUUAAGAAAUGCAAGAGAUCCCAAGCAAAUCAACUGCCCUUGCAUGUUAUGUGGAAAUGAUGAUAGCUAUUCUGUUCGGGUAGUUAAGGAUCAUUUAUUUAUUAACGGGAUUGAUCCGUCUUAUGUUAUUUGGAGUGAGCAUAGGGAGGCUACAUUGGUUUCAGAUAGUGAUAGUGAUCAUAGGAUGGACGCAGAUUCAGAUGAAUCUGUGCAGGGUAAUAUGGAGAUAGAAAUGAAUAGUGACAUAGAGUUAGAUUUUGGAGAGGAUCAGGAACCCCCAGAUGAGUGCAACAAGUUUCAGCGGUUGGUUGAGGAGGCAAACAGACCGCUGUACCCCGGUUGUAAGUCGCACACCAAGUUCAACGCACUUCUACGACUUCAAAACCUUAAAGCAAAACACCAUAUGAGUGAUGCCGCUUACUCUGAUUGGGUAGAAUUGAUAGGGGAUUUUCUUCCAGAAGGCAAUGAGAUACCUGAUACUUAUAGCGAUGCAAAGAAGUCCUUAUUAAGUAAAUUAGGGAUGGAUUAUGAGAAGAUUCAUGCUUACCCCAAUGACUGUAUCUUAUACAGAGGGAAGCAAGCAGAAGCAAUAGUGUGUCCCACAUGUGGUGCUUCUCGGUGGAAGUCAAGUGAAAUAUCUAAGAGUUUAACUUGGCAUGCUACUGAUAGGAAGAAAGAUGGGUUAAUGCGUCAUCCAGCUGAUGCAACGUCAUGGAAGUUAGUUGAUGAAAAAUGGCCUAGUUUUGGUGCAGACCCUAGAAACCUCAGACUUGCCUUGUCAACUGAUGGUUUCAAUCCCUUUAGUGGACAAAAUAGCAAGUGUAGCUGCUGGCCUGUAAUUCUUGUGAUUUACAAUCUGCCUCCUUGGCUCAUAAUGAAGAGGAAACAUAUGAUGUUAACUCUUCUGAUAUCAGGUCCAAAACAACCAGGAAACAACAUUGAUGUCUACCUUCAGCCUCUGAUAGAUGACUUAAAAAGGUUGUGGGAAGGGGUUAGGGGAGUGUAUGACGCAACUCAAAAUCAGACAUUCACACUUAGGGGUUAUCUGUUAUUGACAAUCAAUGAUUAUCCAGCUUAUGGUAACCUUUCCGGAAGUAUAGUGAAAGGUUAUAAUGCAUGUUCUAUCUGUGUUGAAAACACAAAACCCACGAGAUUGGUCAAUGGAGGGAGAAUGUCCUUCAUUGGGUCUGUCGGUGGUUGGCCAGAAGUCACCCUUAUCGAAGGCAGAAGGCUGCUUUCAACAACCAUACAGAGCAUUCUCCCGCUCCAGUUCCUUUAA
Messenger RNA from Fragaria vesca subsp. vesca, 1356 nucleotides. RefSeq lists its product as uncharacterized. NCBI's taxonomy places the organism in Eukaryota, Viridiplantae, Streptophyta, Magnoliopsida, Rosales, Rosaceae. The transcript has 2 exons. The record is from RefSeq and is a predicted model, not a curated record. Bases 1 to 1356 code for a protein of 451 amino acids.